Setaria italica (foxtail millet) is the source of this 2026-nucleotide messenger RNA. Its product is annotated as 3-ketoacyl-CoA synthase 12. Gene Ontology annotation, biological process: fatty acid biosynthetic process. The record is from RefSeq and is a predicted model, not a curated record. Gene Ontology annotation, molecular function: acyltransferase activity, transferring groups other than amino-acyl groups. The transcript has a single exon. The coding region runs from base 160 to 1551 and encodes 463 amino acids. NCBI's taxonomy places the organism in Eukaryota, Viridiplantae, Streptophyta, Magnoliopsida, Poales, Poaceae. Gene Ontology annotation, cellular component: membrane.
AUAAGCAUGCAAGUAGCCACACUCCCAACCACUGGCAGAUCGAGGCAGACCAACGUGCUUCUAAAUUCUAGUACGUAAUUAGCAGCUAAGCUUAUUAGCUAGUACUGUAAGUAUCUAGCAUCAAGAGAUUGAUCGAGCAAGAUCCGUCGUCGGCCAGCGAUGGAGCUUCUUCCUCUGCUCACGGCGCUCCUCCUGGCGCACGCCCUGGCCUACCUGGCCUGGACGGCCGCCGCGCGCCGCCGGCAGUCGCGGUGCUACCUCCUUGACUACGUCUGCCACAAACCCUGCGACACCCGCAAGAUCUCCACGGAGGAGGCCGGCGACUUGAUCCAGCGCAACAAGCGGCUGGGCCUCGCCGACUACCGCUUCCUCCUCCGCGUCAUCGUCCGCUCCGGCAUCGGCGAGGAGACCUACGCCCCGCGCAGCAUCCUCGAGGGCCGCGAGGACUCGCCCACCCUGCAGGACGCGCUGGACGAGAUGGACGCCUUCCUCGACGAGGCCGUCGCCGGGCUCUUCGCCCGCACCGGCGUCGCGCCCCGCGACGUCGACGUGCUCGUCUUCAACGUCUCUAUGCUCUCCCCGGCGCCGUCGCUGGCGUCCCGGGUUGUCCGCCGCUACGGCCUGCGCGAGGACGUCGCGGCGUACAACCUCGCCGGGAUGGGGUGCAGCGCCGGCCUCGUCGCGCUGGACCUCGCCCGGAACGCGCUCCGGACGCGGCCACGCGCGCUGGCGCUCGUGGUCUCGUCGGAGUCCAUCGCGCCCAACUGGUACUCCGGCACCGACAAGUCCAUGAUGCUCGCCAACUGCCUGUUCCGCAGCGGCGGCGCCGCCGUCCUGAUCACCAACGACCCGGCCCGCCGCGGCCGCGCCAAGAUGGAGCUCCGCUGCCUCGUGCGCGCGCACAUCGGCGCCAACGACGACGCGCACGCGUGCGCGCUGCAGCGCGAGGACGCCGAGGGCCGCGUCGGGAUCAGCCUCAGCAAGGCGCUCCCCAAGGCCGCCGUGCGCGCCUUCGCCGCCAACCUGCGCCGCGUCGCGCCGAGCAUCCUCCCCGUGUCCGAGCUCGCGCGGUUCGCCGCGCGCCUCCUCUCCUGGCGGCUCCUGCACCCCUCCUCCGGCAAGAAGCAGGGUGGCGCCGGCGACGCCCCCAGGAUCAACUUCAAGACCGGCGUGGACCACUUCUGCCUCCACCCCGGCGGCACGGCGGUGAUCGAGGCGGUGAAGCAGAGCCUGGGGCUGGACGACGGUGACGUGGAGCCGGCGCGGAUGACGCUGCACCGGUGGGGGAACACGUCGGCGAGCAGCCUCUGGUACGUGCUCUCCUACAUGGAGGCCAAGGGACGGCUCGAGGUCGGGGACAGGGUGCUCAUGGUGACCUUCGGGUCGGGGUUCAAGUGCAACAGCUGCCUGUGGGAGGUGACCGGCGACAUGGCCGACAAGGGGCCGUGGGAGAGCUGCAUCGACAGCUACCCGCCGGAGAGGCUCGCCAACCCGUACAUGGACAAGUUUGGGUGGAUCAACGACGUCGAAGGCGACACCUUGAUGCUCUAAUUGGGCUAUUAGUGGCCAACGCGUUCGCUUGGUACAGUACAAUACAGCUGCUGACACCUGCCUGCCUCCAUGGCGAGUGCGUGCAUGCUACUGAAACCGGACGGCCACAUGAUCGGUGACAGCAACCCAAGCAUGCAGUAAAUCAAAAAUGCAUGCACGUCGUUCAGUUUGAACGGCGUUUUGGAACGUAAGUACUAUACUGAUGUGUAGCCUUCAGUCACAGUAGCACCAUAUAUAUGUUUUUUUAAUUUUCCACCGUAAAGAAAAAUAUUUACUUUUAGAGAAACAGAGUAGCACCAUGUAUGGUUGCUUGUAAACUGGAAAUGAUGCCGUCCCUGUCCAUACAGAAACGUUUGCAAAUAUAAAAUGUAAUUUACCUCUGAAAAUUACGAGAGAGGACCGUGCCAGUGCAGGGAUGUACGGUGGAUUGGAUUUGAUUCCACAGGGAACACGACCGUACAACAAACAGGAUGCA